Molecule: messenger RNA, 4409 nt
Organism: Solenopsis invicta (red fire ant)
Lineage: Eukaryota; Metazoa; Arthropoda; Insecta; Hymenoptera; Formicidae
Gene: smo
Product: protein smoothened
Exons: 8
Coding region: 316-3222 (968 amino acids)
Biological process (GO): smoothened signaling pathway; central nervous system development; positive regulation of smoothened signaling pathway
Cellular component (GO): plasma membrane; dendrite; cilium
Molecular function (GO): transmembrane signaling receptor activity; patched binding
Source: RefSeq, a predicted model, not a curated record
ACGCAAGACAAAUGUGUCGUAUGUACAAAAUAUAACAUAAUUUCUUAUUUAUACUGUUUAUAUUGUGGUUUUGGUAGUGCUGCCAUCGGUGAGCAAUGCACGUGAUUGACCGUAGCGUGCAUUCAAACCAGUGACAGGCGUGGGGGAGGCGCGUCGUGGGUGGUCUGUCGUGGUGCGCCGACCGGGAACACGACGCGUUGUGUGGUCCGGCUGGUUCAUGUGCUUCGAGCGCGGUUGUUGCGUAGAAGAUGCAAGACGCCCUGUCCCAGCGAGACGCCACCCUCAUAGCUGGAAUUGAUCCGUGAAUUCAACCGCAUGAAGAUGAUAUUCUUGCUAAUUCUUUGUUGUCUGUUGCUUUGCAAUGGCUUGCCUUUGGAACUGGAGCAUGGAUUUAUAGCAAAAGGUGAUAGCAAAAACAGUACAUGGAAGGAUAGGGACUUGAGUCUAACUCAUAGAUUCAAAGAUCCCAAUUAUUUAUUAGAUAGAUAUCCUAUGGGUGAAUUAUCACCGGAUAUCUCGACUUGUCUCCGACCUGCCAAAUGUAUUCCAUUGUCUAAAAAUACUUGUAUGGGUACAAAAUUACCUUAUACUUUUACCACAUUAGACCUUAUACCAGAGCAUGUAACUCAAGACAUUGUUGAGGAAAGAUUGUACUUAUUACAAGCUUUGAAACAUGUGCCAAAAUGUUGGGCAGUUGUUCAACCUUUUUUAUGUUCAAUAUUUAUGCCAAAGUGCAUUAAUGAUACAGUCGAACUGCCGUCUUCAGAAUUGUGCAAGAUAGUAUCCGGACCCUGCAGAAUGCUGAUGAAUCACACAAUAUGGCCGAGUUUCGCAAAGUGCGAAAAUACAAAAUUGUUUGCGCGACUGUGCCAGAAUGACAUGAGGGAAUCGAAAUUUAAUACCACAGGCAAAUGUUUGAAACCUCUUGUACCUACUGACAAUGCUCUCUCAAUUUUUGAUGGAGUGGAGGGCUGUGGGACUCAAUGUUACAACCCGUUAUACACGCCUGACGAACACAAUCAAAUACACACGUUGAUCGGAUGGGCUGCAAGCAUUUGUUUGGCCUGCAAUUUGUUCACCAUUAUAACAUUUCUGAUAGAUUGGAGAAGUGCAAACAAGUAUCCAGCUUCAGUGAUAUUUUAUAUAAAUGUUUGUUUUAUGGUAUCUUGCAUUGGCUGGUUGAUUCAGUUCAUUCCUGGCAGCAGAGAUGAAAUUAUAUGCGGUAAAGAUGGAACAUUAAGGACGAGAGAACCGAGUGGGGUGAAUCUAUGCGUCUUUGUUUUUGCCUUAAUAUAUUUUUCUCUAGUGGCAGCUAUGGCAUGGUUUGUCAUAUUAACAUAUGCUUGGCAUAUGGGUUUUCGUGCACUUGGAACAAUACAAGACCGGCUAGACAGAAAGAAUGCUUACUUUCAUAUAAUCGCUUGGUGCACAGCACUCGUUCUGACAGUCGCAAUAAUGGCGUUAAAUCGUAUUGACGGCAACAGUAUAACGGGAAUCUGCUUUGUGGGUCAUACUGAUCAUUUAAUGAAAGGUUUUGUGUUAGUUCCUGUAUUAGUUGCAGUGCUAAUAGGAGGAUAUUUUCUAUGCAGAGGACUCUACACGCUUAUUCGCUUAAAAAUAAGCAGUCAAGAGAUCAUAUCUAAAAGAGCAAGUUCAAAAAUAAAAAAAACUAUUUUUAAAAUAGUGAUCUUUUCUAUAAUGACUCUUUUAACUGUUAUUAUGACAUUUUAUUAUUACAUUUAUGAAAUUCAGAACUUGCAUCAGUGGCAAGAAAGUUUUAGAAAUUACAUGAUAUGUACGAUUGUGACACAGUAUGAAGAUGUAUCUGAAAAAUGUAAAAUGGAUGUAAAGCCCAGCACAGGAACACUGCAAUUGCAUUUGCUUACAUUAUUUGCCCUCGGUGGAUCUAUGAUGCUGUGGAUUUGGACGAAAUCAACAGUCAAUACAUGGUGCAGAUUUCUAAGAAAUAUAUGGUUCUUUCUCAUUUGCAGAAAAUUCAAUCGCGAGUCUGAAGAGCCUCCCAUAAGACUGACCAAACAUAAGCUUAUUGCGCAUUUAUUCGCAAGCCAGAAAACGUUUAAUAAAGCCGGUCGUUUAUCCAUAAGUUUUCACAAUGCUCACGCGGAUCCAGUUGGAUUGAACUUCGAUCUCAAUUCCGCGGGAUCACAAGACUUUAGCACCACUUGGGCGGCUGCCCUGCCUAAAUUAAUAAAGCGUAGAUGCGCAAUAGCUGGCGGUAAUACAGGAUCUGUGUCUAGUAAUAGACGAAACUCGGGGGAUUCUGAAAUUAGUUACAGUUUCCGAUGUGUUUCUAUGGAAUCCAGACGAAACUCUCUGGAUUCGCAAAUAUCUGUGCAGAUUGCACAAGUAAAAACGACGCGAAAGGUCGCAAGUCGGUCACGCGGUCGUCGUGGGAAAAUCAGGAGAGACUUCGGGAAAUCCCGAUCAGCCAAAAUCGAUCCACUCUCUAGAAGAGGUAGCACGACUUCUCAAGACAGUCAACUAAUGACUCAAGUACCGAUUCAAAUGCCCAAUAUGGGCAGGAGGCUGGGAAAUGCCGGACUGGACGAACGAACUUUGAAAAUUAUCGACACUAAGAAUACAGGAAUGCUAUUACCUUUUUUAUUGAGAGGGCAGAGUGACGAGAAUUUAAGCAGCGACGAGAAGAGACAAGAUAUGAUUGAUAAGGAUACCGACAUAGAAGUAGGCAACAUGGAGAAGGAAGAUGAACAGGACAGUGACAGCGAAGGAAGUCAGUCGGAGGAUGAAGUAAAAAUGCUAAACCCAGAAAAUGCGCAUGAACGUAAUAAAAAUAAAGAGCGUAGCAAUAAGAAAACUUAUAAUCAUGAAAGUGCUAGAAGUCGCGAAAGUAGGGGCAAGUAUGUUCUGCAGGAUGAAACUCUUUUGAAGCAUCUACUUCAGGAAGCUAAUGAUAUUAAGAUGAAAAACGAAAACGAAAAGAAAGAGGCGUAUAGGAAAGCUGUAAUGAGCGACUUGGAUUCUAGUCUCACCUCGUGUUAUCCAGAGUUAACAAGAUUGUUGCAAAGCAACGGACAGACUAGUGCUAGAGAGAUGGCAACACAGACAUCGUUGCCAUUGGAUAUAUUGGAGAUGGAAGAGUUAAAGCAGAGUAUCGACGAGAUAAUUAACAGCAGACACUGCAGUUCCAAAGGAACACAAAUAUCUCCACAAUUAAAGAAAAACAAGAAUAUCAUGACGUAAGACUGAGAACUUUUUUUUAUUUUUGUUUUUAAACCUGUUAAAAAAUACACGUGUAAAGACGUAGUGCUAAACAGAUAAUUUAUCGAAAUUUAUAAUUUAUAAUUUAUCGAAAUAGUAAAAAAAAUGAUUGCAUCGCUGAUCGAAUUAUAUUCUCUUAUCAUUUUAUUAUAUAGUAUUUUUUUAAUAUAAAAACAAGAUGAGUUACUUUUAUUGGUUAUUUUUGAUAUUGUAAAUAAUGUACGAUGCAAUAGCAAAAAAAUCGGGUUAAAUAAUAUCUUGAGAACAUUAUAAGUAUAACAAUACAUAUAAAUAUUUUUCCACAUUUUUAUUAUUACCGCUAAAAUAAUAAUCAAAUCUUAGUACGGUAUCUUGACAACUCGUAUCGAGUGCCAGGUAGUUAAUUUUUAAUUUGUGAUGACACUAGGAUCUUAAAUAUAUAACAUUGUACAUAUUUUUUCGUAAGAGUGGAUACUAUUAUAUCUUUAAUAUUAUAUGUCUUCCAAUGUUUUGUAAGAAUGUAUCGAACAUUCUAUGACAGUGAGAUAUUAUAUGUGUAUGUGUAUAUGCGUGUGUGUGCGCGCGAGUAUGUUUAUACAUUUAUUUUUUUAAGUGGCUGAAUAAAAUGCGUUUUACAAUUGUCUACAUUAGUGAUCUAUAAAUUAGUGGCUACUUUGGAAACAAAAUAAUCUGAUAUAAUUGUAAUUUAAAUCACAUUCAUAGAAUGCAGAACAAUGAACAUUCUUUAUUUUAAUAAUUAAUAGAUAAUUUAUUUUUACAAUAGCCACAUUUUUAUAGUCACAGGAAAAUAGGUAGGAUUACUUUUAUAUAUAUUUAUUUAUAUAUAAAAGUAAGUGAGAUAUAUACAUAUAUAUGUGUAUAUAUAUCUCUCUCUAAUACGAAACUAUAAAUCGUAUUUUGUCAAUCAUUUACGGCUAGUACAAAUUUCUCUAUUGAAAAGUACUAAUCAUAAGCUGUGUCUCUUUGUAUCAUUACAUUUGUUUCAUACUUAUGCAGUAUUAGCCUAAUUAUUCUUUCAAUAUUUUUAAACAUCUCUAAAAUUUCAUUGUUACAAUAUACGCGAAAUAUGAAAAUGUAUAUUACUUUCUCAAUCAACAUACUAAAUUUCAUUGAUUGCAUUUAAUGUAUAAUUCUACCUUCGAGAAAAAUUAUAAAUAAAAUAAUUCUUA